Aspergillus homomorphus CBS 101889 is the source of this 7275-nucleotide messenger RNA. RefSeq names its product acetyl-CoA synthetase-like protein. Gene Ontology annotation, biological process: secondary metabolite biosynthetic process; amino acid activation for nonribosomal peptide biosynthetic process. Bases 1 to 7275 code for a protein of 2424 amino acids. Gene Ontology annotation, molecular function: phosphopantetheine binding; catalytic activity. Gene Ontology annotation, cellular component: cytoplasm. The record is from RefSeq and is a predicted model, not a curated record. The transcript has 2 exons. Lineage: Eukaryota; Fungi; Ascomycota; Eurotiomycetes; Eurotiales; Aspergillaceae.
AUGUUGCAGAUCGUGCCUGGUGCCUUUGACGCAGCGCUCUGCCAUUUUCCUACCGAGAAUCUCCAGCGCAAUGCACCGAGCUUCAAAUCCAUCGCAGUGCGCGCGGGCGCAUCAUCGACCGAGACCGUGCUAGAGGCAUGGACGAUCGUAUUACGAUAUUACACGGGGAGCGACGUGCUCUCUUUCGGGUUGGCGGACAGCACGGUCGCCGAUGCCCUGUGGUUUGCGGUGUGCCAUGGUGAAAUUCCUGUCGACACUGCUUUGGAGCAAUUACAAUCAUCUGUUCAACAGCCAUCCGAGGAGGUAUCGACCGUCUCGAAUUUCCAGGACUGGGCCGCCUUGAGCAAGUCGUUCAACACCCUGGUCUGGAAGUCGUCGCAUACCGAUCAACUACACCUCUCCGAGCUCGAUACCUCUCAUUUCUCCCUCAUCCUUUCCGUCACCGAUUCGACAGAAGAGCUUCAAGUGACCCUCCAUUAUGCCGCUCACGCCAUCGGCGACAGCAUCGCGGCUGCAGUCGGCGAGGCGAUCGCGCAAGCGACAGACGCGAUCCGAGACGAACCCCAUACCACGGUUGGAGAGGUAGAUCUCUUCGGCCCAUCCUCGUGGACGCGAUUCCAGGAGCUGAAUGCGACUGUGCCCUCGACCAUCGAGGCCUGUCUGCAUGAACAGAUCGACGAAGCCGCGAAGCUAUACCCAGAUCGGACGGCGCUGGAAUGCUGGGAUGGGUCCGUAUCGUACUCGGAACUGGUAGAUUACACCUCGCGACUGGGCAACUUCCUCAUCGCGCAAAAGGUCGGACCCGAGGUAUUCGUGCCCGUCUGUUUCGACAAGUCCCUCUGGGCCGUAGUCUCCAUGCUGGGUGUGCUCAAGGCAGGAGGAGCAUUCGUUUGCAUCGAUCCUGCCCAGCCGAUAGAUCGACUGAGCACGAUCAUAGACGAAGUAGAAGCGCAGUUGGCGCUCACGACGCCAGGGUAUGUGGAUAUGGUGUCGCCGCAUGUGUCGCAAGUCGUUGCGGUGGACGCGGACUUCAUCCACAGCCUCCCACCCUGCCCCGACCUGCCCAAGCGGGCCAGGCCCCGUGAUGCGGUCUUCGCCAUUUUCACGUCCGGUAGUACCGGAAAGCCCAAGGGUAUCGUGCACGAACACCGCGCGGUGUGUUCCAGUGCCAGCGAGCAUAGUGCCAGGAUGAACAUCAAUAGCGACACCCGCACGUUCCAAUUCGCAGCUUAUACCUUCAUCGUCAACACCUUCGAGCUGUUCACUCCGUUGAUCAAAGGUGGUUGCGUCUGCGUCCCUUCGAAGGAGGACAGACUAGGCCGGACAACGGGAGCGCUGCGUGACCUCAGAGCCAACUGGUUCUGCACCACACCCUCUUUCCUUCGAUCUAUCAAGCCAGAAGACGUUCCAGAUCUCAAAACGCUGCUCCUGGCCGGUGAGCCAGUUCAGCAGGAUAACCUCGAUACGUGGCGCAGUCAUGUGCGGAUGCUCAACAUGUACGGUGCAAGCGAGGCUUCCGUCUGCGUCACGGGGGAUUUGUCGGGAUCUGUCGAACGAUCAACUAUCGGUCGGGGCACAGGUGUCGCUGCCUGGGUGGCAGACAUCAACGACCAUGACCGGCUGGCUCCUAUCGGUGCAACUGGUGAGCUGGUGGUUGAAGGCCCCGUCUUGGCUCGGGAAUACAUACAUCAACCCGACAAGACGGCCGCUGUCUUCAUUUCGGACACACCGUGGCUGAAGGCGAUCCGCGGGGCUCCGUCGUCCGCUCGGGCAUACAAGACCGGCGACUUGGUGCGGCUGGGAAGCAAUGGCCAAAUCAAUCUGGUCGGUCGCAAAGACAUGCAGGUGAAACUGCGCGGCCAGCGCAUUGAACUGGAAGAAGUAGAAUUCCAUCUGCGUCAAGCACUGCCGCGUGGUACUGAGGCGGUGGUCGGCCUUGUAAAGCCAGUUGAUCAGACGGACCGACCGAUGCUUGCGGCUUUCGUGGCGCUUAGGAAGGGCUUCGAAGGGAACUUCCACACCCCUGACUCGGCAUCGGUUGAGGAUCUCGAGGCCUUGACGCAAGGCUGGAAGACCAAGCUUUCCGCUGCUGUGCCCACCUAUAUGGUUCCCUCGACGCUUGUCAAACUGAACCACAUGCCUUUGUCGCCAUCCGGCAAGACCAAUCGCAAGGCGAUUAGUGAUUUCGCCUCACAGUUGACCGUUGCCCAGUUGACGGGUGCCACUAAGAAGGAGCACCGAGAGCCUGCGACUGCAACUGGCAUAGCGCUUCGCAAGGUCUGGGCCGGAGUCUUGCAAGUGGAGGAGCAAUCGAUCUCAGCAGAUGAUGACUUCCUGCAGCUUGGUGGUAACUCCAUUGACGCCAUAAAACUCGUGAACCUCUGCGGAAGCGAGAAUAUCGGACUAAGUGUGGCGGAUGUCUUCACACAUCCGUCUCUGGACGACAUGGCGCAGGCUUCUACUGUUCUCGACAGCAUUAAGCCAUUUGAAGACAUUCCCUUCUCUCUGCUUGACUUGAGUGAAGACCUCGACAGCGUGCUUGAUGCUGCAGCCGAGCAGUGCCGCGUUGAAAAGUCCGCGAUCGAGGACCUGUACCCUUGUACUGCUAUGCAGGAAGGUCUCAUGGCGCUCUCUGACAGCCGGAAUGGAGUGUACAUGGCCCAGCACACUCUUGCCCUUGGUCCAAACAUCGACCUGGAACGGUUCAAGAGAGCAUGCCAGGACGUAGUCACCGCACACCCCAUUCUUCGGACGCAUAUCGUCUACCGCCAGCAGUCAGUGUCGUUGCAGGCUGUCAUUCAAGAGACCAUUGCAUGGCGCACAGGUGAAAGCCUCGAAGAGUACUUGGCUGACGACAAGAAGCAACCGAUGGGAGCAGGAGAUGCUUUGACUCGCUACGGGCUUGCUCCCGGCGAGCACGGAUGGACCUUCGUAUGGACUGCGCACCACGCUGUCUAUGACGCGUGGACACUCGAUCUUGUCUUCGAGCGUAUCGACAAGGCAUACAAGGGCCAGCAGCCGGCCCGAGAUGCAACUUUCAAGGCAUUCAUGAACCAUGUGGUUAAUACCGACGACAACGCUUCCAAGGACUUCUGGCAGCAAUACCUCGCCGGUGCAAUGCGGAACGAGUUCCCCUGCACAGUGUCCACCGCGAAACAACCCGUGUCAGACUCCACGGCAAUUUACGAGAUGGCGCUCGCGCGCACCGAUAACCUACCGGGCAUCACAAUGGCAUCUAUGAUCCGUGCAGCCUGGGGAAUUCUGAUCGGAUCCCAUUCCGAAUCCGAAGAUGUGGUAUUCGGGAAUAUCGUUUCCGGUCGCAACGCUCCUGUGCCGGGCAUCAAUCGUCUAGUAGGUCCAGGCAUCGCCGCCGUGCCAGUACGAGUCAAAGUUCCCCAGGAUGCUAGCACCACUGUAGGGGAAUUCAUUGGCAGCCUGCAGGCCGAGGCGGCUAAGAUGAUCGCGUUUGAGCAAAUCGGACUGCAAAACAUCGGCAGGGUGAGCGCUGAUGCGGCCAGUGCCUGCGACUUCCAGACCUUGCUUGUUGUCCAGCCCGCCAAGGAAAAGUCAUCUGUGGUUGAGGAGCCGGAUUUGACAGCUGUAUCUGACGCGGACGCCAACUUCGGAACAUACGCGCUCACUCUGGAAUGUACUCUGCAGGCGCAAGGAGUGAAGUGUGCCGCCCACUUUGACUCCAGCCUCAUCACAGCUGAGUACGUUCAGCGCAUCCUUAGCCAGCUGAAACAUCUGCUCCAACAAUUCUGCUCCUCCGCCGCAGAGACCAAAUUGGACGAUCUCAACUUCAUCAGUGCUAAGGAUGAGGAGAGCAUCCGUCAAUGGAACCAAGACAUCCCGGCUCCGGUCCAUAAGACCAUCCACCAGCUGAUUGAAGAGCGUAUUGCAGAGCACCCUAGCAAAGAGGCUGUGUGCUCUUGGGAUGGAUCCUUCACGUUCGCGGAUCUCGACAAGCAUUCUGCUCGCCUGGCGCAUCGCCUUGCUGAGCUCAAAGUUCAGCCCGAGGAUUUCGUCCCUUGCUGUUUCGAGAAAAGUCGGUGGCCUGUGGCAGCUAUGCUGGGUGUCAUGCGGGCCGGCGGUGCCUUCCUGAACAUCGAUCCAGCCCAGCCAAAGAGCCGUAUUCAGCUUAUGGUCACCAAGCUGAAGGCGAUGACUAUCGUUUGCUCGCCCGAACAAGAGGAGUUGUGUUUGUCCUUCGGUCCUGAUUAUAAUGUGGUGGUGUUGUCCGCCGACACGCCAGAAGAGCCAACGACGGGGGUUCUUCCUGCUACGAGUGUCAGCCCUGAGAACUCGGCCUAUGUCAUCUUCACUUCUGGAAGUACGGGAGAGCCGAAGGGUACAGUGAUCCAGCACGGCGCCUACGCCUCUGCGUCCACCACCCAUGCAUCGUCGAUGUUGAUGCAUGGUGGCACUCGCUCUCUGCAGUUUGCUUCUUUCACUUUCGACGCGAGCUUGGUCGAAAUCCUGACCACGCUGAUUGUCGGCGGCUGCGUGUGCGUAGCGUCGGAGGAACAGCGCAAGCGCGACGUGACCGAAGCAAUCCGCGAGACCAACUGUAAUUGGGCUGUGCUUACCCCAUCCUUUGUGAACCUCAUCAAUCCCGAUGAUGUGCCGACGCUGAAAGUUCUGAUUCUGGCUGGCGAGGCCAUGUCUCAAUCUCAUAUCGAGACGUGGGCCCACAGACUUCGGCUGGUCAACGCGUACGGUCCCAGUGAGUGCUGCGUCUGCAGUACGAGCAAUUUUAAUAUCACUAGCGAGUCAAGCCCAAGGAACAUCGGCCGAGCAUGCUCUGGUGCCACCUGGGUCGUCAUGCCCCACAACCACCACCGGCUGGUGCCGGUCGGUAGCGUUGGAGAGCUCGUGAUGGAAGGUUGGAAUGUCGGCCGGGGAUAUCUCGCGGAGCCUGCGAAGACACAAGCUGCGUUCGUGGAGAACCCUCGGUGGCUCAACAAAGAAGAUACCACAAGACCGCCCGUGGUGUACAAGACAGGUGAUCUGGUACGCUACAACCCUGACGGUACACUGAGCUUCCAGCGCCGGAAGGACACCCAGGUCAAGCUCCGCGGUCAGCGAAUCGAGCUGGGAGAAAUCGAGUACCGGAUCAAGCAGAGCCUACCGAAUAAGCCAGAUGCCAUCGUUGACAUUCUGUCGCCAAAGGACGCUCCCGGCCAGCCUCGUCUCGUGGCAUUCUUGCCUGUUCCUACCGAGGAAGUUUCUUCUACUACCACCAUCGUUCCUCCACAGAGCGACCGCCACAUGACAGCAAUCUCUGGGCUCGAGGACCGACUAGCGGAGUUCCUGCCAAUGCACAUGAUUCCUAGUGCCUAUCUUCCCGUGAACCACGUUCCCAAAUUACCAUCCGGCAAGGCCGACCGCAAGACCUUGAUUCGAUGCGGUAGUGAGAUGACCCAAAGGCAGAUGGCAGAAUACACCGGCUCGACCGAAGAGGCGCGCCCUCCGACUACGGAGAUGCAGUGUGCGUUGCAGCAACUCUGGGCUGAGGUUCUCAAAACAUCUGCAGCGCAGAUCAGCCUCAACGACAACUUCCUCCGACUAGGCGGUGAUUCAAUCACUGCUAUGCGGUUGGCAUCCGCUGCUCGUGCGCAGGGAAUCCCCCUUUCAACUGCCAAUGUGUUCCAGCACCCGACCUUGGAGGCAAUGAGUGCCGUGGCCGAGACGCUGUCGCAUCAGCAGCGUCCCCAGACAUUCGAGGCCUUCUCCACGCUCAAGUCCUUUAAAAGAGACCAACUCUUGCAUGAAAUUGUGUUGCCGCAAGUCGAUACCCCAGCCAUGAACAUCGAAGAUGUGCUGGAGGUCACAAACUUCCAGUCGCUUGCCAUUGGCGGUGGACUCAACAGGACGCGCGGCUGGAAUAAUUAUUUGGUAUUUGACUUCAGCGGACCAAUUGACCUGAGGCGACUGCAGACAGCCUGCGAAGAACUAAUAAAGCACCACGCGAUAUUGCGGACGGUCUUUGUCAAGACCGGUUCUCAACUCUUGCAGGUCGUUCUCCGAUCAGUCACUCCAGAAUACACAUUCCAUAUCCAGGAUGAGCAGGACCCGUCCGAGGCGCUGGUGCGGCACGACCUCGCACGCCCGCCGCGUCUUGGCGAGCCCAUCGUCCGGUUCAUGGUGAUCAAGAACGGAGCGAUCAAACACCGUCUCAUUAUGAGAAUUUCCCAUGGGCAGUAUGACGGCUCCUCAAUGCCACUGCUUAUGCAGGACCUCCGUAACGCCUACAGGGGCGAAUCUCUCGCGAAAAGACCUCAGUUCGCCAAUUUCGUGCGCAUGCAGUUACUCGCCAACGAAGGUGCCGAGUCAUUCUACAGACAGAUGCUGGCUGGAUCCUCCAUGACAGCGGUGGUGUCGCACCCCAAGCCUUCCGUUACCAACGUGCUCAACAUGAUGAUCGUCGAGAUGGUCCCGUUGGUUGCAUACAAGGAUCACGGGAUCACGGCCGCCACCGUGAUUAAAGCGGCCUGGGCACUCGUCCUGGCCGAGAUGGCAGCUACAUCUGACGUGGUCUAUGGCCACAUGGUGUCGGGUCGCAACCUGGCUCUGGACAACGUCGAGUCCGUCAUGGGUCCUUGCCUGAACAUUGUCCCUGUUCGGGCGGACAUGAAGGCCGUGCGCACGGUGCUCGAGCUGCUGCAGAUGCUCCAACAACAGCAGACCGAUACCAUUCCCCACGAAUCCCUGGGCUUCCAGAACAUUAUUGACAGGUGUACUGAUUGGCCGACCGCGACUCGAUUCAGUUCCGUCUUCCAGUACCAGGAGUUUGGCGCGGAAGAGGAUCCCACUCAGCCGGUCUCGAUGGAGGAAACUCUGAAAUGUACGCCAGGGUUCAUCUGCCCAUCUCCCGAUGCCUGCGACCUGUCGAUUCUGGCCACUCCAGUCGGCUCGCAGGUGCGGAUCGAGAUGAUCUUCUCGACUCACGCCAUGUCGCAGUCGUUCGCGCAGGAGACACUGAAGAAGCUGUGCGCCAAGGUGGACGCGAUCGCGCGUCAGGAUGUCAACACCCCGCUGCCUUCGGCGGAGCAGCGCGCAUCGCAACAAGCUGUGAUACCGUUGCCUGAGCCGGGUAAUGAUCAGACGAAUGGACUCGUCGACGGCAUUGUGAAGCAGAUGGUUAAUGGAAUCAACGCUGUGGGGGAAAUCAGUGGCUUGAACGGUGUGGAGGGAGGCGGUGAAGACGAGAGUCACGAGACUCUCGCUACCGAUUACAAGGUCAAUUUGUUGGCCUCGGUGCCCAUUAGUUAA